CCCUCUGUGCACUCUCCUUCCUCCCCAUCUUCCUCCGCUGACAAUGUCCCCCUACUAGCCACCCCCACUACUGUGCCUCCACUCUCUCUCUCUCUUUCUCUCUCUAACCAUAUCCAUUCUCUCUCUACCUCGCCUCUCCCCCGGCCAUGGCCAACCUCCGCAUCCGCUCGCUCGCCGCCCUGCAAUGCCUGGCGCUGCUGCUGUCCUCGGCAAUCGCCGCCGCCGCCGCCGCCGCCGCGGCCAAGAAGACGUACAUUGUCCACAUGAACCCCCACCACAUGCCCUCCUCCUUCGCCACCCACCGCGACUGGUACGCCUCUAGCCUCCAAUCCCUCUCCUCCUCCUCCGACGCCUCCGCCGCCGCCGCCGACCCGCUCCUCUACACCUACACCGCCGCAUUCCACGGCUUCGCGGCGACCCUCGACUCGGACGAGGCCGACGCGCUCCGGUCGUCCGCCUCCGUCCUCGGCGUCUACGAGGACACCGUCUACGAGCUCCACACCACCCGGACGCCGGCGUUCCUGGGCAUCUCCGGCGACCUCGGGCUGUGGGAUCCGCAGGAGGGCCCCAACGGCGGGAAGAGGCGCGCCUUCGGGGACGUCAUCGUCGGGGUCCUGGACACCGGGGUCUGGCCGGAGUCGAAGAGCUUCGACGACGCCGGGAUGCCCGAGUUGCCGGCCCGGUGGAAGGGCGCGUGCGAAUCGGGCCCGGACUUCAGCGCGAAGUCGUGUAACAAGAAGCUGAUCGGAGCUCGGUUCUUCUCCAAGGGAUUUCGCAUGGCCUCCGGUUCGAGUUUCUUGAAGAACCCGAAGGAAGUGGAGUCGCCGAGAGACCGGGACGGGCACGGGACCCACACGGCCAGCACCGCGGCCGGGUCGCCGGUGGCCAACGCCAGCCUUCUCGGGUACGCCAGCGGGACGGCUCGCGGGAUGGCCGAGCACGCUCGUGUGGCUGCUUACAAGGUCUGCUGGAGCAGUGGCUGCUUCGGGGCGGACAUCCUCGCGGGGAUGGACCGAGCCAUCCUUGAUGGUGUCGAUGUCCUCUCGCUCUCCCUCGGUGGCGGGAUUGCCCCGUAUUACCGCGACACGAUCGCCAUCGGCGCGUUCACUGCCAUGGAGAGGGGCAUUUUUGUUUCUUGCUCGGCUGGAAACAGCGGGCCAGCGAAGGAAUCACUCGCCAAUGUGGCGCCUUGGAUCAUGACUGUUGGUGCCGGAACCCUCGAUCGCGAUUUUCCAGCAUAUGCCUUGUUAGGCAACGGCAAACACUAUGCCGGAGUCUCGCUUUAUUCAGGGCCUGGGAUGGGGCAUAAUCCCGUGCCCGUGAUUUAUAGUAAAGAUUCCAAUAUCUCAGGCCAACUGUGCUUGCCCGGGUCGCUCGACCCCGCCCUCACGCGUGGGAAGGUGGUGCUGUGUGACCGGGGGGUGAAUGCCCGAGUUGAGAAAGGUCAGGUGGUGCGGGACGCGGGCGGAGUGGGGAUGAUACUGGUGAACACGGCCGCGAACGGGGAGGAGCUGGUGGCGGACAGCCACCUGAUCCCGGCGGUCGCAGUUGGGAGGAAAAUGGGGGAUGUGAUAAGGGAGUACGUGAAGAGCGACCGGAGCCCGACUGCGGUGCUCAGCUUCAGAGGGACGGUGGUGAACGUGAGGCCGUCGCCGGUGGUGGCGGCGUUCAGCUCCAGGGGGCCCAACACGGUGACCCAGCAGAUACUGAAGCCGGACGUGAUCGGGCCGGGGGUCAACAUAUUGGCCGGCUGGUCGGAGGCAGCUGGGCCCACAGGGCUGGAGUCCGAUACCCGGAAGACCCUGUUCAAUAUACUGUCAGGUACGUCCAUGUCAUGCCCGCACAUAAGCGGAGUCGCGGCGCUGCUCAAAUCUGCCCACUCAAAUUGGAGCCCAAGCGCAAUCAAAUCCGCUCUCAUGACCACUGCUUACGACCUAGACAAUACCAGGUCCCCCCUCCGGGACGCCGCCGGUGGCACAUUCUCCACUCCAUGGGCUCACGGUUCAGGCCAUGUGGACCCCCAAAAGGCCCUCUCUCCCGGCCUCGUGUAUGACCUCAAGGCUGAAGACUACAUCGCCUUUCUCUGUUCCCUAGACUACACCAUCGACCACGUGAAGACAAUUGUCAAGCGCCCUAACGUCACAUGCUCUCGAAAAUUCUCCGACCCUGGUGAACUCAACUACCCAUCAUUCUCGGUGGUGUUCAAUGACAAGAAGGUGGUGAGAUACACUCGCGAGCUGACCAAUGUGGGGGCCGCAGGGUCCAUGUACAAUGUGUCGGUCACAGGCCCGUCAACAGUCGGGGUGACGGUGAAGCCGAUGAAGCUCAUCUUUCCAAAAGUCGGGGACAAGAUGAGGUACACGGUCACCUUCGUCUCGAAAAAGGGCACGAACCCAACAACAAGGUCGGAGUUCGGCAGCAUUGUUUGGAGCAAUGCUCAAAACAAAGUUAGAAGUCCGGUGGCCUAUGCAUGGACCAAGUUGGUGAGUUGAGCGGUCAAUCUUUCGGGCUUUCGGUGUGGUGUUUCGGCUUUACCCUGGCUGGCUCAGUUACGAGCUGCUACUUGUGAAUUAAGUAGCUUAGCUUUUUUCAGCCAACUAGGGCGGAAUCAAUACAACACUGCAUUGCACGGUGUUGCUAUCGAUCCGGUAAUUCUAUAGUAGGCCUAGAGGAUUGAAGGGAGGAAGAGUGAAACUUGUAAUUUGAUUUUAUGGUAAACGUUGAUGCAACAGAAGGCGUGUGAAGCUGAGGUCUCUGUUUUUAAAACACCUCAGACAAGGAACUAUGGGAGCGACAAGGAAGGUCUUUUUAUAAUGGAAGCACCUCAUGGUAUUGUUUUACUUA
Molecule: messenger RNA, 2844 nt
Organism: Eucalyptus grandis
Lineage: Eukaryota; Viridiplantae; Streptophyta; Magnoliopsida; Myrtales; Myrtaceae
Product: subtilisin-like protease SBT1.8
Exons: 3
Coding region: 147-2492 (781 amino acids)
Biological process (GO): proteolysis
Molecular function (GO): serine-type endopeptidase activity
Source: RefSeq, a predicted model, not a curated record